This is a messenger RNA of Cylindrotheca closterium, 3225 nucleotides long. NCBI's taxonomy places the organism in Eukaryota, Bacillariophyta, Bacillariophyceae, Bacillariales, Bacillariaceae. The record is from the annotation of a GenBank genome assembly.
AUGACAAACGAGAAGGAAGGAACCAAAGAAGAACGUCGUGUCAAACGCGCUCAAGAAAAACGCGAGGCAACUGGAAGCUCGUCAAGAUCCUUGCAGACCAGCGGACAUUCGCAUGCAUCGUUUUGUGAUGAUGGUGUCCGUCAGAGCACUCGAUCAAGAACCAAGGGCUCGUCGUCAAGAUCCUUGCAGACCAGCGGACACUCACAUGCAUCGUCUGGUGAUGGUGUCCGUCGGGGCACUCGAUCAAGAGCUAAGAGCUCGUCGUCGAGAUCCUUGCAGACCAGCGGACACUCACAUGCACCGUCUGGUGCUGGUCUCCGUCGGGGCAUUCAAUCAAGUGGGGACCUUCGCGCUAGGGACAGAGCUCGGCGAUCUGGUCUUUCCUCCUCUCGUCACGGUUCUCAUCGGACCAAUCGAUCAGAGGAGGAUCGUCUUGCCAAGGGUCGAUCUCGAAGAGCUGGGAAUAACCCUGCCAAACCAGGUGCCCAUGCUGCGACCACCGCAGAUGAAAGCAGCCAAGCUAGACAGAAAAGUCGAACUGAUCGAUCUCCCAGGACCAAUCGAUCAGACGCGAAUGGUCGUACUGCUCUUUCCUCCUCUCGUCACGGUUCUCGCCGGACCAAUCGAUCAGAAGAGGACCGUCUUGCCAAGGACCGAGCUCGAGGCGCUAGGUCUAAGUCUCCUGCCAAACCAGGUGCCCACACUGCGUCCAACGCAGACGAAAGCGAUCGGGCUAGACGAAAGAGUCGAUCCAAUCGAGAGGAUCGGAAUCGCAAUAAAGAUCGCGACGCCAAGAUUCGAGCCAAGAAUGGUGGUGGUGUACCUCCCAAAGAGCGAGACGUUGUGGUGGAUCCAGUCGAGCAGCCAGCUGAUGAUACUGGUGCUGUUGGGUUGAAGGCAAUGGCUGUCGAAGAUGUCGAGAAUGAACAGCUCAAGGAACAACAGGCUCAGAUUGAAGCGCUCAAGCAACAAAUGCAAAACAUGGCGCAACCAAAUCAUGGUUCGGAUCCUGACACGGACGAUACCAGUGAUGUCGAUGAUACAAAUGAAGAUAACGAGCAGCAUUCCAAGAAGCGCGCGAAAUGCAUUGCUGGCAUCUUCUUCCUCCUUCUUGCAAUCGGUGGUGGGGUUGCUGGAUACAUUCUGGGGAAUCCGAAGAAGUCUCCCACCGAAGCUCUACAACUUGAUGUAGGGCCGACGAACCCUCCAACUACGGCAGGUGGCAAUACUACUGCUAUACAAUUACCCAGUACUUCGCCUUCCAACAGUCCUACCGAGUUGCAAAUCUACACGCCACCAAGUAAAGAAGAUUGCGAGGCCAUUGCAUCUGGCUCGACAUUGUCGGACCAAACCACUUUGACCUCCAGACAGUUUGUCAUUGAGUUUGAUGCAACCUUGAACUCUCAAAUGGCAGAGGAAGAUUGGGUAGGACCUCUCAAGGAGCAGCUUCAGUCGAUUUUUCUUCCCGUCGUGGCCGGUUGCUCGACUCGUCGUUGGCUUCGUGAAACGAAGAGCAAGCAACACAGACAACUGCAAUUGUUGCCAGACUUUGCUAUUGCAAACGGCAAAAUUGGAGACGCCAUUGUAACGGAAGGGGGCUGCGAGGACGAGUCUGCUGCCGCGCUCUGUCAUCGCGUGAGCGUCUUGAUGGAUCUUUCACUUCGCGACGAAGAUACGAAGCUCACUUUUGUUGAGGCCUAUUUGAUUACCACUCUUCGUGCUUUGCCAGACAACGUUUUGGGCCUAGGAACUCUUUUGUCUAAUCUUGUGGUCGUUCGAGCUGCUCCCACCUCGCCAACAGACGAACCAAGUAUCAGCCCGAGCUUUACUCCAACUACCGUUCAGCCUACCGAUGCACCGUCAUCACAACCAUCACUUGCCCCAGUUGUUGGUCCAACUACUCUUGAACCAACAAGAUCCCCGACCAAAGCACCAACAAAGGCUCCGGUCGCGGCUCCGAUUUUGUCAACUGAGAACCCAACCGCAAGCCCAACGAAGGCACCAGUUGUGGCCCCUACAUUGGCUCCUGUGGCUGGUCCAACAACGCCACCGCCAACACAAGUACCUACAAAGGGUCCAUCGGUGCCUCCAUCAAAAGUACCCACCGAGCUUCCAACGGCAAGCCCAACUUCUACACCUACUCAAGAACCUACUAUUGCAACAUUGGCUCCUACUAUAUCUACAUCUUUGAGUCCUUCCUCAGUUCCAUCUUUAUUGGCAUUGGCAGUUCCUACUGUAGAGGCAUCGGUUGUUCCCACAGCUGUGUUAUCCUCGUCUCCAACACUGCAAGCUAGCCAAAAUCCAACGGUGAUGACAUCAGUCAUAACGCCAUCGGCGACAGCCCUGCAGUCAUCCGAGUAUUAUUGCCCCGCUGCCGUUUGCGCAGGUGAUAGAAGUGGGCAUCUGCUGCCUGGGACGCCAGCAGGAGAAGCUUCGAAUGCCAUUGAUGGCAACACCGACGGCAACUACUUUAGUGGAUCAAGUUCGCACACCUGGACACAAUGGAACCCAUACUGGCAAGUACAAGGAAUUGCAGGCCCUGUCAGUACAGUACGCGUCUGGAAUAGAAACGAUGGGGAGACAGGUCAUUUGGUUGGCGCAGCGGUGGACCUGCUGGAUAGUAACGGAGAGGUCCUAGCAACUCGCGAAAUUCAGGGCGUUGCAACCUUCUGGGAAUUCGAGUUUGAUAGUAUCAGCGGAGUCGACAAGGUUCAAGUCUCGCACCGUGGCCUUCGCUUUAUCAUUCUUGCAGAAGUCGAAGUCCUUGGUGGAUCUUCUGGCGGUUCAUUACUCACUGAAUCUUCGGUAGCCUCGCAAUCAUCGUCUUUAAAUUGCGAUGCAUGUAUUCACGUUCCACAUUUCUCUGCUGGUGGGCCAGCAAGCCUAGCCAUUGACGGUAAUCGAAAUAGUCCGGCUCAUACCCACUUUCAGGUAGACCCGUGGUGGCAGGUUGAUCUCCAGCUGACGGCAACUGUGAGCAUGGUUAUCGUUUGGGGCCGUCCCGAUUGCUGCAACAUGGAACGGUUGGUUGGCGCCAAAAUUCAACUAAAAGAUAGUUCUGGCAAUAUUCUUCACACCGAGACAAUCACGGGUGAUGGUGUGAUGAGCACUUUUGAAUUUCCUCACGUCGAGGAUGUUGUUGCAAUUCGAAUUGCAUUGGAUUCGUCGCCAGAAUAUUCUCUUUUGAAUAUUGUUCAGGUCGAGGCAUUCGGUUUUAUCCAAUGA